AUGGUGGAUCCAGCUCUCCGGGACGAGCGCCGGCAGGAUGACAAAGAUGAUGCUGGCGAAAAGGAGGAGGAGGGGGUGGAGUUGGAGGAGAAAGAGGAGGGUGGAGAGGAGGAUGACAGGAAGGACAAGGAGGGCGAUGAAUACCCCAGGGGUUUGAGCAAAAACACGGUGUGAGUGUUCUCAGUGUGGUAGCCGUAAAAUCCCCUCCCCCCAAAGUGUUUUGUCUAAGUGAUGGUUGGACUUAUUUACGCUUAAAAGCUCUUAUGUUGAAGAGAUUAAUUUCCGGGACUGGGUGUCAUUUUCUCCCUCCACUUGCACUGCCGUGUAGAACAUUUGGCGCUGAAAUUCGACCCAUCUUCUUCGUAAUAAAAAGUUGUCUGUCACAGAAAAACUAGGUGUUACUGUUUAAAAUGACUCACAAAUGGCAGAAGUCGUCCUAAGUUGUCUGUUUUCAUAUUUUGGAAAUGAGCUCUCCGAGCAUAUGUUACGUUUGAAGUUAUCAGCAUACGUCUAUUGAUCCGGAAGGUGAUAUUUUAGAAUAAGCAAUAUACUUUCGCAAAUAACGUCAUUCUUGCGCCUUCUUUCAGUCCACUGGGCAUACAGACUAGCGUUGAACCUCGAAGUUUUAGGCGCAAGAAAUGAUGACUGAUAUAAUCAAGACAUCUUUUAAAUGCUGCUUUUGAAAUUCCUCAGAAAUUAACCGCAAACUUCAAAUAAAUCAGUCUAUACUAUGGUCUACGGACACAGGCCAAACUUUUAUAUAUGAAUAUUCGGGCCGAAGUCCAUCAGCCACAGCGGGGUGAGCGGGUAAUAUUUGUUACCUGUCGACAGGUAGCUAGUAGUAUAUUUAAGCACAGCACAGAUACUAACUAAAGGCCCAGACACGCGUGUUUCGCCAAUAUUCUGCCGCUGCAUGGCACAGCUACGAGGGGUUUGGCUCUUCAGUGAGUCUCCUAGCAUCCCAUGUGUGCUUCCAGGUAGAUACUCUAGUUUAUAAAUUGUUGCUUUUUAAGUUCAUCAUAAAUUAACUACUAACUUGGAGUAGAUCAAUUCCACGCCAGCGGUUAAUUUCCGAGGAAUUUGAAAAGCCGUAAUUGCUAAACUGGUGUAUUUACCAGAAAACAGACAGGGGAUGCUGGGGUUAGGGGUUCUGGUUAGGGAUUAGGCGUUAGGGUUUAGGGCUACGGUUAGGGGUUAUGACAACUGUUUCUCAACCACUCAAAGUACAACUGCGCAUCCUCAAUAGCGUUUCUUUUACAUGCUAUUACUUGACCAUGUCGUCUAUGCGAUCCCCGACCCCACCUGUAAAAAGUCCUAUUACCACCGGAACCGUAUUACAGGUGGCUGGGGUUUGUUUACCUCAGGUGCGGCUACAUAACCACAUCUGAUCGACUGGCUCAGAACUUUGUUUACAUUUGCGUCACCGAUAAGGCGAACUGAGUUCAAGUUUCGGCUGUGUCGUCUGUGGCCAAGACAGCGUGUGGUGGCGACGGGAAGGCGGAGUCGUGGUGGGGGGGGGGGGAUUGAGAGAAUUGCCUUUUGUCAGUGGUUUUUAGACAGUUACCAUUGGCCUCCUUUUUACGGAGUAAAUCAGCCGAGAGGUGAAAGUACACUGGACGAAAAUGCACGCUGCCAUCAUUGCGAAUUAAAACAAAAAACUGUGCCGUGGUGGCUCCAAGGACACCGCGCCAGGGUUGAAUUGGUGAUAAUGCUGUUCAAAGAGCGAAAAGGAGUCUAAAUAAAGUGGCGCAGAAAAGGAGAAAAAGUGAGUAUUAUGAAACAUUACUACUACAUUUUUUCCCGAUCGGAGACUGCAACACUUUAGUAUACUCGAUGUUCAUGAAUGCUUCUAUUGCUGGGACAUGGAACCCACAGCCGUCUGGAUGACCGAUAGACCGGAAUAUAGUGAUCCCUCACGAAAAGUGAAAAUUCUCAAAGUAAAAACCAUUUGUUUUGAUGAUUAUUUUUAUGUGCUAGAUCCUUAGAAGCCCUUUUACAUUCCUACAAACAGUUCUCCCAAGUUAUACAGCACAAGCCUUUUAAAUUCUCUUAGAUAUUAGACAAAAUUCAAUUAAAUUUUGGAUGAAAAUAUAGAACGAUGCCUAAAUUGGAUUAUCUACCAGAAAACACGCGGGGAAUGCUAACGGACCCACUGGAGUGCCGAACGCCGCGCAGCUGUGCCAUGCAGCGACAGAAUAUCGGCGAAACACGCGUGUCUGGGCCAGUGCCUGUGCUGCUAGUAUGACAUCUUCUAAUGCCCAAGCAUUAACUGAUGCCCUAAGAUUUGUUAGUCUAAAAUCUCCCCCCUCCCAGCGCCAAAUACCAAAGGUGUCGCCGACUGACGUCAGUAACUGCCUCUGUCAGCUGAGUUAGGAAUGUGUGCGUGUUGUCGCAAAGCUGUCCCCCGCGUCGCGCACCAAAAGUGGGAGUGUUGCCUUUUUUCCUGACAAGGUCCCACAGCCUUUGCCGUGAACUGGCCUUCUUAAAAACACCAUGUACGCUCUGUAGACUGCUCCGGCCUCCACGACCGAGACCCUGUCAAAUUCGUUGAUUAGUUUGAAAAGGUCACUGAAAUUCUGAAAUGCGUUUUCGAUUAGGAAGGAUUACUUGGUCGCGAGUGUGAUACUGAUUAUCUUAAGGCAUACCCUUAUAACAUUUUGGACUCGGGAGGAUGUCGGCUUUUAAAUGCACUUCUUUUCAAUCUCCUGUAGAAAGCGUGCUCGGUGAAAAAUGACUACUUAAGUAGCAUGCAUUUCUCCCAUUGAUUUUCGAUCGUCUUGGAAAUUUAAAUAUAUUUUAUAGAAAGCACAAACAAAAAUAUGUUUUCUUUUAGUCAAUCAAUAGAGAAUCACGUCUUCUUUAUAUUUUAUACUUAAGGAAGGAGGAUAAUUAGGUUUUAAAAAGUUUUCUAAUUGCCGAAAAACUUGAAGCCUGAUCAUUUGUUGCAUUAGCGCUUAGUGCUUACACUCUACAAGAUGCAUGCGUUCCGCGUAAAGAAAAUCCCAUAUUUUUCUAUGUCAUUAAAGGGACAUCAUACAGGGUCCAUAAAAUUUUGCAAUGGAUGCGGACCAUGUUGUACAUUUCAUGAGGAGCAGUGGUAAACGGCCAGGUACGAUGCUAUGUGAAUGGACAUGUCGCGGUCUUAAAAAGUCUCAUAAUUGGAAACUUUUUUAAAACCUAAUUAUACUCCUUCCUUAAGUAUAAAAUAUAAAGAAGACAUGCUUCUUUAUUGAUUGACUAAAAGAAAUCAUAUUUUUGUUUGUGGUUUCUAUAAAAUAUAUUUGAAUUUCCGAGACCAUCGAAAAUCAAUGGGAAAAAUGCAUGCUAAAUAAGAAGUCAUUUAUUACCGAGCACGCUUUCUACAGGCGAUUGAAAAGAAGUGCAUUUAAAAGCCGACAUCCUGCCAAGUCCAAAAUGUUAUAAGAGUAUGCCUUAUGAUAAUCAGUAUCACAACCGCGACCAAGUAAUCCUUCCUAAUCAAAAACAUAUUUCAGAAUUUCAGCCAACAUUUCAUGAGAUAGGUCACGCACUGUAUAGGUAUACAUAUAGCAGCGAGGAGGGACGACAGAGAAUGCGGGUAGAUUGAUACAGCACUGUUUCGGGCUUAUUCUGCCUUCAUUCAGCCAAUCAUAACCCUGACCACCAGCAGCUGGGACCAGAAACACAAACAUGCGCACAGACGCACCUGGCGCAGUCGGUCCACCACUGAGGCCUACCAGAUGGCCGACUUCGGCCUGGUAAUUGGUUGUCUGUUCGUGACCUUUGCCACACAUACGGAGCUUGUUUGGUUUGUGAAGCCAAUAGAUCGGUGUGCGCCCAUUCCUGAUUGAUGUAUACAUAUGUAUAUAUUUCGAGGGUUAGAGGCAGAGCCGUUGAUGACCCUAUUUAUGUGCAGUGCUUUCGCAGAUUCGCAGUCAAAAUAAAAUUCCAGGCAUUUACAACGUGAUCGGGUCACAGUACAAUCGUAGUGAUAAGGAAGUGCAUCAGUUCACUGUAAGUUAGUGCGGAGGGAUUGUAUAUGACAGUGUUUUCCGAAACUGGCUGUGGGUAGUCAUGCUGUAAAAGCCGAUUUCUGGUGAAAAUUAGGCGAGCAAGUGUUCUUUUAAAUAUUUACAUUGCGUCAGCCGUCACCAUCUCGCUUGGGUGCGAGUUUCACGGUCGGGAAACCCGCCGGCUGAAAGAAAACUUUCGACAAUCUAACCGCGUGCGCUCACUGUUGACUUUGGAGGCAUGAUCGCGUAAUUGGUUCGUAGGGGCAAACUCAAAGGAGUCCUCCAUUCCUAAUGAGCAACCUUGACCGCGGACAAUCCGGAAUGUCUGGAGUAGAUUGCAGUUUUGUUGUCUAUAAGAGAGAAGGAAUAAGCCAAACAUAUUCAGCCUCUCCUGGUAAGACGGAUGCUCUAAACCGUCGACCAUCUGCGUUGCACCUGUACGAGUAGGUCGAUAUCCUUCCUUAUACAUGGUGAAGCUGCUGGCAUUCCAUGCUCCAGUUUCGGUCGUACAACGACACCAAAACACGCAACACUGUCUUUAUGAUCCUGUAGAUACAGAAGCUGGCAUUAAGAGCAUAUUUGAACUGUGUGCUUCAAUUGUAUUGUCGUCAAUUUUUAUAAAUAUAUUUGGAAUGAUCCCUUCCUAAACAUGAUCUAUGGAAAACUGCAAGGACUAACCGAUAUCAUGAAAAGUUAUUCGAAAUUCUGAAAUCGGCUUUCGAUUUGGAAGGAUUACGCAGGUGGAAUUGAAAUACUGACCAUCACGCGGCAUAAUCCUAUGAUAUCCUGGAUUCACUAGGACGCUGGGUUUUGAACGUACUUCUGUUCGAACUCCUGUAAAAACUGCACUCGGUAAAAAAAGAACAACUUCAGCAGUAUUCAUUUUCACGUCGAUUUUCGAUGGCCUUAUAGAUUCAAAUGUAUUUAAUAGAAAGCAUGCCUAAUAAGAUGCUCGCUUUUACUCAUUUGGUAGCAAAGCCCGUCAUCUUUGCAUUUUACACUCGAGGAAAUAGCACCUUUCGGUUUUGAAAAAUUUCUAAUUAUGAGGGUUUUUAAGACCGUACAAUGUCCACUCAGGCAACAUUGUACCUGUCCGUUUAUUAAUGCUCCCCAUGAAAUAUGCAACAUAGUCUGAAUCCACUACAAAAAUUACUGAACUCCACAUGGUAUCUUCCUAAAGGCAUAGAGGAAUAUGUGAUUUUCCGGCAAGGGUCGAUUACGCUGUCCUGGUCUCAAAUGCAAGAGGAAUGUGGGCAUUGAAAGUAAGGUAAGCCGAAGGGGGAUGCUGAAAUCGGUAGUGGGAAAGUAGCCGAGACCGAUAUAUGACAAAUCCGCCGAAAAACUGAAGGAAGCCAAGAAUUCCCGCAAAAGACAUGGCUGAUAGGACACCCAGGGCAGCUAUACCUCAAACCGAACUGUAAACCUAACCGUAACCUCAAAAGCAAGCCGAAUCCUUGACUAUAAACCAGCGCUAACCCUAAGCUUAACAGCAAACCUAACCCUAAACCAACCACAAACCCUAGACCUAACCCUUAACCUUAACCCUCACCCAAAUCCCAACCCAAACCUCAACCACAACCCUGCCCUAACACUAAACGUUAACCUAAACCGCAAUCCAAACCCUAACUCUAACCAGGACCCUUAAAUUUAACACAAACCCAAAACCUAAACUCAAUUCCCAGCUUGAAACUAACCCAAACCCUAGAACGAACCCUACCUCUAAACCGAAACGUCAAGUUACCAUUUUCCGUUUUAGCUUCGGCUACUUUCCCACUAACGAUUUUGGCAUCCUCCCUUGA
Molecule: messenger RNA, 5791 nt
Organism: Spirometra erinaceieuropaei
Lineage: Eukaryota; Metazoa; Platyhelminthes; Cestoda; Diphyllobothriidea; Diphyllobothriidae
Source: the annotation of a GenBank genome assembly